AUGAAGAGAUCGUGGCCCGCGCCGGCAAAUCAUCUGACGGCCGCAAUACCCAAUACGCAGUUGCAGAGGUCAAAGACCGGUUUCAGCCUGCUGGCAGCACGUUUCCAUAGGAGCCGGUUCUGCGAUCUAGUUGCGUAUACAACUAUCAAAAACGCCUCCGACUGCUGAUAAGCGGGUCAAUGGAGCCGAAAAGUGGACGCUCGAGGGGCUUCCUUUAAGUCUGUCUCUUAUUAUUUCUUAUUACGGCAGGUUUCGUAGAUGUAAACAUCGACCGGGCCUCAAAGGGUGUGGGAACAAGUGGUGCUGCGCUCCUGCACGUUGCGCAUACUGCGUUGGCAGUGGUAUCAGAACUGGUUACCAGCUUCUCCUGUGGCCCGUGAUCCCUCCUAACGAAAUAUUACCUAACCACGCACCAGAGACGCAUCGCCGGGACGGCUGUGGCCCUUGGUUUAGCGAUUUAUUUUAGUGCACGAGCGCCUGCGGGCCAACAGUAGUGAAAGAAAGCUCCCAAGUUCACCUCACUCGCAGUCAGCCAAGCCGGGGAACAGGUGCGAGUCAAGUGCACCUAUCUUGGGGUUAGUGACACGGUCGGAGACCUCGUAAAGAAAGAAGGGGGUGGGGUAGGAGGGUGGGGGGGGCGCACAAUCAGAGGCCCAAAACCAGUCCUGGAAGGGUCCUCUCUGGGAGCUCGGACGUGUUUGGUCCGACACGCGCACAUCCCGCGCGUAUAAAGCACGCGUCAGUCCGGUCGGCGUUCGCAUUCUCGCCACAGGGCUCGCCGCAAACUCCUUUGCUAGCAUCCACACAGCCCGCCACUUUGGAGCCAGCCGCACAGAGAGCACCGUCAUGACGUCGCCUAUUCUAUGGCUAGCGGUAGCGCUCGCCGCUUUGACGAGUGCAGCCGUCGGCGAACCCUCGUGCACGCUGACCGAAGUCGGCAACGUCCGGAGGGUCGUAUGCCGGGACUUCACGUCUGUCGAAGACUUCGCCAAGUACGUCAAGCGCGGAGUCGGAGACGACCUCACAAAGGAGACCUGGUUCAAGCUGAAGGACAGCCGCCUGGACCGUUUCCCGGAGAAGGCCUUCGCCGACCUCAACAUCUGCAAGCUGGCCUUCUACAACGUCUCAGUCUUGGACUUCGCGCAGCAGGGACCCACGGGAAAUCCUUUCGAGGGACUCGAAGAAACGCUGCGCAAGGUCGUCUUCCACAGCGGCAGCACCCUGCCUCCUUCCUGGUCGGUCUUCCAGGGCGUCCAGAGGCUGGAGGAGCUCUGCAUCGACGACUACGAGAACCUGCGGCUGACCAGAGACUUCAACAAGCUCCCGAAGACGGUAAAGAGCAUCUACGUGACCAAGUCGACUGUGGAGCACGUGGACCCCGACUGGCUGACGUCACUGGAGAACCUCGAGGCACUGGUGCUGCGCAAAACGAGUCUCAAGGUCUUCUCUAGAGGAUGGCUGCCAAUGCCAGCUCCCAAGUUCUUCCUCCUGGACUUGCCAGACAACGAACUCGAAGCAUUCCCAGAAGGGCUGGCCGACGAACUGCCUCAACUUAGCGUCGUCAACCUCCAGAGGAACAAGCUGACCACCGUAGACGAAAAGGCUGUGGCUCCACUCAAGGACCGGACCGUCUUCGUCAACUUCGCCGAAAACCCGGUGCACUGCGACUGCCGGCUGCGGUUCCUGCUCACCUACACGCACAGGUGGCACUACUUCCUGUGCCGCACUCCGCAGACCCUGCUCGACCGCUACUUCCACCGGCUCACCGAGGAAGAGCUGCAGUGCAGCGCCCCCGUGCCUUCUCCCUCCACGUAGACGCCGACGCGCGAGAGCCCACUUGCGCUGUGCGCAGUUCGCCAAAGCACUGCCAUACCCCACUGACCCGGUACAACUCCCGAAGUGACGCUGAGCGCCACGGGAUCGGGACGCCCUUCGCCACAUCGCUUCUCUCUCUCUCUCUUUACGUUCCUUUGCCCGUCCAUUCGAACCCCGUCUUCGUUGUCGUCCCUGUACUGCCUCAAUAAAGAA
Dermacentor albipictus is the source of this 2028-nucleotide messenger RNA. Its product is annotated as leucine-rich repeat and fibronectin type-III domain-containing protein 4-like. Lineage: Eukaryota; Metazoa; Arthropoda; Arachnida; Ixodida; Ixodidae. The record is from RefSeq and is a predicted model, not a curated record.